Molecule: messenger RNA, 1055 nt
Organism: Chaetomium strumarium
Lineage: Eukaryota; Fungi; Ascomycota; Sordariomycetes; Sordariales; Chaetomiaceae
Exons: 1
Coding region: 333-962 (209 amino acids)
Source: RefSeq, a predicted model, not a curated record
AUCGUUUCCCUGACAGGAGUUGGCUAGUGUGAUUAGCACCCAGGGCAGCCAACCACCAUCAGCAGGAAGCCAGAAGGGAGCGAGUGGAAUGGCUAGUCCCAGCCUAGGGUAUGAGGUGAUAGUGAAUGGGUAAUCACAAAGCGGUCCCUCAGCUCGCCCCUGACCUCACUAUCGACAGUGCCGUGACCUGCGUCUCCAGGUUUAGUCGGUUUCAGUGUCUGUCUCUAUCAAUCAUUUCACCAUCCGAGGUUCUCCAUGGCCGUUCUCUUCGCCCCCAAGCGGAUGACAGCUCGUUAGAGCAACGAAAGUAGUUGAUAGUGGUUUAUCUUCCAAUGAGCGGGCAAAGUCCUCGACAACCAUGGCCCGGAUCCCGUAUCAGUGGUAGAUGGCCAUGCCAGAAUGGAGAUGCCACACGGCAAAACGACCUCGUUGCCUCCAAACGCCUAUGGGAGAGCGGUGCAACACGAAACAAGAGAAGUAGGAGAAGAAACAUGGCAAAGAGACUGCACAGAAGAGUAGAUGGGAGAGAAAUGAGAGCCUGUCCCGUUGGGAUGAGUCCAAGUCUCGUCGUCAUUCCAGAAGGGCUUGAGGGAUUGAUGCAACGCAGCUGUCAGAUACUCUUCUUUCGUACAAAGGCAGAAAAGGAUGUUUUGUCAGUGGGCAGCAGUCAUCAACAAUGCAGGGACCUUAUAUUCGCGCGGUUCGCGUUUCUCCAACCAUCAUCCGGCAGCUCACACCGCUUGCUACUCAGACAUAGAUUAGGAAUCUGCAGAAAGUCAAAAACAAACGCGCUACAGAAGAACAAAGCCUUGAGAUCCAACCGCUCAAGAAGACGCACUCCAAGCGCACAGGACCGAACAUCGAGAAAUGGCUUCCCCAAAUGCGCGGGGUUGCAACUCUCUUUGCCAAAACUGAAACUGAUCAAUGGAAGUUGCAGCGCGGUGGUUCCUUCCCUAGUGUGAUCCGCUAGUUUGCCUUGAGUCGAUGUCACGUGACUCUUGGCAGUGCUUUUUCCGUUUCACGCAGCUGCCCAGACGGCGCCCGUCCCCGCUUCA